Suillus paluster is the source of this 702-nucleotide messenger RNA. RefSeq names its product galactose-binding domain-like protein. The transcript has 3 exons. The record is from RefSeq and is a predicted model, not a curated record. Bases 126 to 581 code for a protein of 151 amino acids. NCBI's taxonomy places the organism in Eukaryota, Fungi, Basidiomycota, Agaricomycetes, Boletales, Suillaceae.
GGCGCUGAAGGGUGAGUCGACUGAUAUUAUAGAUAUUUGAUAUCUUCCUGUGCGUGAGAAAAACUUGCUAGUUCUAUCGGCUUAGGAUGGGUCGGAGUCCUACAGCACGCUCAUGAAGAGCAACGAUGGAUAACAGUACUAGUUAUGUAUCGUUGAUAUCAACUAAUCCACAGGAUGUCAAAGUCGGUUCCACGUUGGAGAAAUCCACGGGGAAGAAACACCUCACGGACAAUAACCCAGAAACGUGCUGGACAUCACGACAGGGUCCUGGGCAAUAUAUCCAUCUAACGUUCGAAAAGCCAGCGAUACCCAAGCGCGUCACCAUCAUCUUCCAGGGCGGAUUUGUCGGAACUAAAUGUAGAAUCGAUGUCUCCGCGGCAUCAGAUAGGCCCGAAUGGCAGACAUGGACAUAUAUCCAUCCCGAGGAUGUGAACAGACGGCAAAUUUUCGAGUUGAUAACCCAUGGAGACAGAUUACAAGGGAAGGGGAUUCAAAGCAUGAAGCUCGUCUUCGAGGAGAGUUCAGAUUUCUAUGGUAGAAUCACAAUAUAUGAGCUAAAAAUUGAAGGCCUCUUACUCUGAAUUAAAAGCUCACUGGAGUCAAUGCGGCUCUUGAAGCUUGAAUGGUCUUCUGUGUGUCAGGAAAAAAAUGUGACUUGCGUUCAAAGUCCCAGUGCAUGUGAACAAGAGCAUCCGAGGGAUG